Oncorhynchus gorbuscha (pink salmon) is the source of this 5196-nucleotide messenger RNA. Its product is annotated as rho guanine nucleotide exchange factor 25-like. The coding region runs from base 279 to 2507 and encodes 742 amino acids. The transcript has 16 exons. Gene Ontology annotation, biological process: axon guidance. Lineage: Eukaryota; Metazoa; Chordata; Actinopteri; Salmoniformes; Salmonidae. Gene Ontology annotation, molecular function: guanyl-nucleotide exchange factor activity. Gene Ontology annotation, cellular component: cytoplasm; plasma membrane. The record is from RefSeq and is a predicted model, not a curated record.
GUCUGCUACUCUGUCGUCUGACCAGGCAGUUAACAGAGGAGAGAGCUCAGCAACUGGAAAGAAAAAGAGAAGGAGAAAGAGAAAAAUAAUUAUUCUCAUGACUUUCUGUCUUUCAGUAUGAAAGUUUGUUUCUCUAAGAGAGGUUCCUCUGAUUCGGCGUUUUACCUGGACUUUCUGCUUCCUCUGUGUUGUUAUCUGUGGACACUCUCUGGACAUUCCUUUGUGAUUUACUCGGACCGCACCGCGAGGGUCUAGUGUGUUUGUGUGUUCGCUGGGCCAUGCCCGCCACUGGUGGCCGGUCAUCCAGCGCCAGGGGUACAUCAUUAAAAGGGGGCCACCUCCACAGGGGCUGUGCCUGCCAACACUUAUUCCGUAAAGUCCUGAUCAAGUGUGGCUGCUGCUAUGCCCGGGUCAGAGACUCAUACUCGGCUGCAGGCAGCGAGGGUAGCAUCUCCACCUCCGUGGCGUCCCUGCCUCCGACCCUGACGGUUUCCUGUAGCUCCGCCCCCAGCUCCCCAGGCUCGCGACGUUCCGUAAGCACCUUGAAGAAGUGGCUGACCAAUCCAGUCCGCAAGCUCAGCGCUGGGGCCGUCAACAUCUCAGCCAGCUCCAAGGGGGAGCGGCAGGUCAGGAAGUUGGAUGGGGGAAGCAAAUCCCCUCCUCCUAUUCCCCCUUCUAGGCACAGUCAUGACCUGGGCCUGGGCCUGGGCCUGGGCCUGGGCCUGGGAGGGCUGGGGCUUGGGAGACCCCUAGGAUCAGAGGACCACCUCACCACUAUACUACCCAUCACACACAAAGAGAUGGAGUGCAGGUAUAGGUUGGCCAGUCCUGAGGAGCUUUCCUCAGCAACCCUAAACUCUCCCAGCUACUUGUCUGAUUCACUACAGGGCUGUAUUGCACUUGCCUACACACAGGAUACUCAGGCCACCAAUGUCUAUCCAGAUGACAAUGUCUCAGUAUUGAUGGACAACACCCCCAGCCAAUCAUCAGCGGCUGACAGUGAGGAGGAGAGGAGGAGUGCCUUAGAGAAGAGCAUGUACGUACUGAAGGAACUUCUAGAGACAGAGAAAGUGUAUGUGGAAGACCUGGGGUGCAUAGUAGAGGGCUACAUGGUCACUAUGACUAGUAAAGGUAUACCAGCCGACAUGAAGGGAAAAGACAAGAUCGUGUUCGGAAACAUUCAUCAAAUUUUCGACUGGCAUAAAGACUACUUCAUGGGCGAGCUGGAGAAAUGUAUAGCAGAACCAGAGAGACUGGCCCAACUUUUCAUAAAGCAUGAGAGGCGUCUCCACAUGUACGUGGUUUAUUGUCAGAAUAAACCCAAGUCGGAACACAUUGUCUCUGAGUACAUCGAGACCUACUUCCAGGAGCUGAGACAACAUCUGGGUCACAGACUACAACUCAACGACCUGCUGAUCAAACCAGUCCAGAGGAUCAUGAAGUACCAGCUGCUGCUCAAGGUGACACACACGUACAGUGACUUCCUCAAGUAUUACACCAAAGCUGGGAUGGACACAGAAGAACUGGAGAAAGCGGUAGAGGUGAUGUGCUUUGUGCCCAAACGCUGCAAUGACAUGAUGAACGUGGGACGCCUGCAGGGCUUUGAGGGUAAGAUCACGGCGCAGGGGAAGCUGCUCCAGCAGGACACCUUCACAGUGAUGGAACAGGAGAGCAGCUUUCUGUCCCGAGCCAAGGAGAGGCGGGUCUUCCUGUUUGAACAGCUGGUCAUCUUCAGCGAGCCAAUCGACAGGAAGAAAGGGUUCUCACUUCCUGGUUACACCUUCAAGAGCAGCAUCAAGGUGAGCUGUCUGGGUGUGGAGGCUCCAGUGGAGGGGGAGGGGGACCGCCUGGUGCUGACGUCACGGGGAACUGAUGGGAGCGUGGUACGCUAUGUGCUGCAGGCCGCCUCCCCAGAGGUCUGCAGGGCCUGGGACCAUGAUGUGGGACAGAUCCUGGAGACCCAGAGGAACUUCCUCAAUGCCCUCCAGUCUCCCAUUGAGUACCAGCGGAGGGAGAGUAACAGCAAGUCCAACAGCCUGGGCCGGAGCAUGAGAGCCCCCCUGUCUGCGGCCAGCGGCCCCCUGCGCCCCCACUCUUCAGCCUCCAUCGACCGCCAGUGCCUUCCCUGCCUCCUGUCGUACAACACCUCCCUCCCCACCCUCUACCUGCCCAGCCAGGGGGGAACCUGCCCCCAGGGACCUGGCGAAACAAACACACCCCAGGAGUCUCCUCUGGUCAGUAGGAACUCUCAGACAACAGUCUCUCAGUCUCACAUCCAGCUUGCCUUCACCGACCAGUCUGGCCUGUCUCACUACUCCAGGACCCAAACCCCCCUGCAGUGCCAAGCUGUGUCCAACGGGCUGUAUAGCACACAGCAGAGAGCAGGAGAGGGCUGCCGUAGCAGAGCGCUGCCUGGUGACGCUGGACCUCCUCCUGUAUCCAUCUCUGGUCCCUCGGCUGGCCGGCGCUCCAGCAACCUGGCCCAGCUCAAUGAAGAUGACCUAUGAACCGUGACCGAUAGGAGGAAAACUGAGAGGUCAUGGACGUCCACAGCUAGUGCAGAGAGAAGCAGGGGGAUCUCAUCUAGGCCUAACGUCUGUUGAUGCUAUUGUAACUUUCGGGAACUUUUGAAGAUGGAUGGAUGACUCUCUUUAUGGAGCAAGGACUAGAUGGAUGGAUGACUCUCUUUAUGGAGCAAGGACUAGAUGGAUGGAUGACUCUCUUUAUGGAGCAAGGACUAGAUGGAUGGAUGACUCUCUUUAUGGAGCAAGGACUAGAUGGAUGGAUGACUCUCUUUAUGGAGCAAGGACUAGAUGGAUGGAUGACUCUCUUUAUGGAGCAAGGACUAGAUGGAUGGAUGACUCUCUUUAUGGAGCAAGGACUAGAUGGAUGGAUGACUCUCUUUAUGGAGCAAGGACUAGAUGGAUGGAUGACUCUCUUUAUGGAGCAAGGACUAGAUGGAGGCUGCUUUUUCAGACUGUUACAGGAUGCUUCACUGGCAUCAUGACAAAAAUAUCCCAGGAUUCUAAUGGAAUAUACAGUAUGGGCUGAAAUGAUAAACAGUCAUUAGAUCAUUGAUCAUGUGAUGCCAGGUUGAAGACGUGUAGCAGCCAGACAGAUGAUGCGAUGGCUGACUGUAUGAAGAAAACUCUAUGGACAUCACGUAUUAUGGGGACUGAUGACCUUGCUUGUUUUAUUGUUAAGAUAAUUUCUAUACAGUAUCUAUUGUACUGUCUUUCUACAAGCCAGGGGAUUUCUUCACAGGGAAAUGCCAUGGGGGGUUACUGGAGAAGUGUGUACAUACUGCAUGUCUGUAAAAUGCGUUUGUGCGUGUGUACAGGAUAGGCGGUCGCUCUUCUUGUGCCAACAUGCAGAUUAAAGAACUCCAUCCUGAAGAGAAAAGGAGUGUAGAUCUGAACGACUCUUUCUCUCAGCUCUCUCACCCUGCUGGAUUCUUCUAUCCCUCCUUUAUAAAGACAACUAUUUGUAUUUUCAGGCCAUUGUUGAAACAUGUCAUCAUUCCUCCACUCAACGGGGCCUACAGUACACUAUGUUGCUGUAGUAGACAUUGAGGAGAGAGGGGAUGCCAGCUAGAUUAAUACAUUUGAUCUGUAAAUAUGUAGAGGUUUGGAUUCAUCUGUUAUAGAAAAUAGCUUUUCUGCUCCUGCCGCAGUGUUUGAAAAAAGACGAGAAUGAGAGGACUCCCAUGUUCUCUUUUUCUGUUUGACCGAAGCUGGCUCUUGUUUGAUCUGAAUAUUCCAUAAUACAAAGGAGCGAGGGAGCCCCCUGGAGGCACUCUGCAGGAGUGGCAUCACUCAGACUCAGUCUUUCCUCAGAUUCAGAUACAGAUGGAUUCCUAGGUAAGUUCUCAAUUACAUACUCCUCACAUCCUCUCUCCUCAUCUCCUUCUCAAACCCCAUUGGAGGAAAUGGUCAGAGGGAAGGGACCUCUGGCUUUCAAAUCCAAUUUGUUUUGAGAAGGAGAAGAAGAGAGAGGACGAAAGGAGUAUGUAAUUGAGGUCUUCCCCUUGUGUCCUUUGCUCCCAUCCUUUCGCUAAACGUCAGAGAGAAAGGGGAGGAUUAUAGGAGAUGAGGAGAGGAUGGGAGGAGAGGAAGGAAUCGAGCCAGGACUAUGAAGAGGUGGCCAGAGAAAUGGCCAUACCAAUGCUUGGGGAUAGAAAGCAACUGAUUUUUCAAAUGUAUAUUUUCUUGACGUCCUCUAGGUACGUCCUCUAGGUACGUCCUCUAGGUACGUCCUCUAGGUACGUCCUCUAGGUACGUCCUCUAGGUACGUCCUCUAGGUACGUCCUCGGAGACAUUCAUGGGUUGUGUUGAAAUAUGAAAUAAGAUGUCACACAGUCGUCUGUCAGUUAAGUCCAAUGUUGAUGUGCCACAGCUUUCUGCUGUAUUUAAUCAUCUGGCUUUUGCUAAUGCACACUACUGCACACCAUACUGUUGGCUCGGGCUUACAUCUCCUCUUCUAGAUAAAGGAGGACAGUUUAGAGACCGCUAACUACUUGGGUUAUUGUGUCAGUUGACAUUAUGGAUAAAAAGUUCUGCCUCCUCUGUCCACAUCAAAAUGAGAUGUGUGGCAAAACGGACGUUUUUCAGACGGCAAAUACUUCAGUUCGUAUCGUGUCACUACAAUAUUAUUACCAACUGUUGUGUUUAACACAUCAAAUACAUGUGAUGUUGUGUAUUUCAACGCCCAACCUUUCCUCCUAUUAAUCAAAGCAAAUGACUGUAAACAGAGAUGAUAACAGAAGAGUCUGACAUUUAGCAUGUCUGCUUUUGGUUAAUUCCUCUCUGUGACCAGUAAGGCUUCCACAUCCAGAUAGUAGCCUAAUAAGACCUCUGCACCAAAGAUCAAUGGCUUCGAGUUGCAAUGCCACCUCUAGCUAAAUCUAUUUCAAAUAUCAGCACGGAGGAGAGCCCUACCGCAUUCAGAACACCAUCUCAUAUUAACCCAGAGUACUCUAUGACUACGGGGUGCCGUUUGUAAAGUUAAACAGUGAAGACUGUCAUAUUUCAAUGGCAAUUUUUGAUCUAGCAUUUUGUGCAUGUGACUUAAAUAUGAAGGAAUACCCGUCCUGACAUGAAUAUAGACCAAAGAGAGGAAAUAUGGGUUAUAAAGAUGACAUAUUUGACGGAAUAGAAACUGUUGUAUUAUAUUAAAUAAAAUGAACUUUUUAAUUAA